UUCCUCCACUUCAACAGAAAUCAUGGCAAACGUUUCCUGGACUGAAGGUGUCUCCAACAGGACAGCUGUCAGGUUGGAAGCAGACUUCCAGUAUUCCUUGUUUACUACCAUCUACAGCAUUGUGUUCGUGCUGGGACUGAUAGAAAACAUCUCAGCCCUGUACCUCUUGUCUAACAAAGCAAGGCAUACUUCUCCUUCCUACAUCUACAUGAUAAACCUAGCUCUGGCAGACACCUUGUUUGUUUGUGUGUUGCCUUUUAAAAUUCAUUACCACCUGAAUCGGAACAAUUGGAUCUUUGGUGACAUGGCUUGUAGGAUAACUGGGACUUUGUACUACAUCAACAUCUAUCUAAGCAUUGUCUUUUUCACCUGCAUUUGUGUCGAUCGUUACAUUGCAGUGCUGCACCCCUUCACGUACAUCCAGAUCAGAGUCACUCACUAUGUGGUGGUGGCCACAAUCCUUUGGGUGGUUGCCCUAAGCAUCAUGGUUGCGCUCAUUCUUGGUGGUCCCCUCCACAACAAAGGGCUCAGGAACACCACCAUGUGUUUUGAGAACUUUGCAAGGAGCAGCUGGAUUUCUCGCAUGGCCCUUUACAACAUCUUGGCCUUGGUUUUUGGUUUUGUCAUCCCGUUUUCCAUCAUUCUGAUCUGCUACCCUCUCAUUGCGAGGAGGAUCUCCCAGAUCAAACACAGCAUUCGCAAGAGGAAAGCUCUGACUACCAUCUACAUCAUCUUGCUCAUUUGUACUCUCUGCUUUCUCCCAUACCACCUCACCCAUUUCCUCCAUUUUUUAAUGAGAAGCCAGGUCAUCCAGAACAAAUGGUUUACUAAGCUGAUCUAUAAAAUGCGAAGGAUCACCUUAGCCCUGGUGAGUUUCAACUGUUGCCUUAACCCGUUCCUGUACUACUUCACCUCUUCUAGCAGGACGUGGCACUUCAACUUCAGGUUCAGAUUCAGGUCUAAAGUGGUGUACACCAUCUGUGAUCAGAAACUUGGAGAGUACUCCUAUAUUUAUAAACUACACCAGAGAUGUGAAAAUAAAAAACAGAGAGAUGGAAUCAACUGACCUACUCCAGAAUCACACAGCUUCUCAGCAGAGAACUGCUGAGUUUUCUACCCACAGAGUGGGACUGUACCAUCACAAGAGGAAAGAAUUUAUCAUUCACGAGUUACCAGUCACCAGGAAGCCAUGGGC
Messenger RNA from Phasianus colchicus (ring-necked pheasant), 1195 nucleotides. Its product is annotated as lysophosphatidic acid receptor 6-like. Gene Ontology annotation, cellular component: membrane. The record is from RefSeq and is a predicted model, not a curated record. NCBI's taxonomy places the organism in Eukaryota, Metazoa, Chordata, Aves, Galliformes, Phasianidae. Gene Ontology annotation, molecular function: G protein-coupled receptor activity; oxysterol binding. Gene Ontology annotation, biological process: G protein-coupled receptor signaling pathway.